This is a messenger RNA of Acanthosepion pharaonis, 1182 nucleotides long. Lineage: Eukaryota; Metazoa; Mollusca; Cephalopoda; Sepiida; Sepiidae. The record is from the annotation of a GenBank genome assembly.
AUGAGACCAAUUUGUGCUUGGGAAUCAGUUACCGAUGAUAGCAUCUUGGAUAUUUGUUUCAAGCCAGAUGGCAGUCAGAUUGUUGUUGCAUCAGGUAACCGAGUUCUUGUCUACAGCACCUUGGAUGGAUCCCUUAUACAGCCACUCAAAGGCCAUAAAGAUACAGUAUACUGUGUGUGCUAUGCCAAAGAUGGUAGGAGAUUUGCUUCAGGAUCUGCAGAUAAAUGUGUUAUUAUUUGGACUCAAAAACUAGAAGGAAUUUUAAAGUAUAAUCAUAAUGAUGCUAUUCAGUGCUUGGCUUAUAAUCCAGUCACACAACGACUGUUGAGUUGUGCUGUUACUGACUUUGGUCUUUGGUCUCCUGAACAAAAACGGGUUGACAAGACAAAGGUCAAUAGCCGCAUUACCUGCUGCAGUUGGACAAACGAUGGCCUUUACAUGGCCCUUGGCCUCUUCAAUGGAACAGUCUGUAUUCGGAAUAAGAAUGGAGAAGAGAAAGUACGAAUUGAACGACCAGAUGCCCAUAACAGCCCUAUUUGGUGUGUUGCUUGGUGUCCCAGCAACACGUACAGUUUUUAUGGACCUGAUGAAAUACUGGAUGUUCUUGCAAUUGCCGACUGGGGACAAAAACUUUCUUUUUAUCAACUUUCUGGCAAGCAAAUUGGUCGUGACACCCACCUUGGAUAUGACCCAUGUUUUCUCAAGUGGUUCUCUCAUGGCGAGUUCAUUAUAGUAGGUGGAUCCAACAAGCAAUGUUAUCUCUACAGCAAGGGAGGAGUCAAAUUGGAAAUGGUUGGGGAAACUGACACAUCUUGGGUCAUCUGUGGAGAUGUCCAGCCAAAUUCAAAUAAUGUGGUUCUUGGAUGCCACAGUGGAACAAUGAAGUUUUACCAAUUGAUGAUGGCAACAAUCCAUGGUUUAUACAAAGAACGGUAUGCAUACCGGGAAAACAUGACAGAUGUCAUCAUACAGCAUCUCAUAACAGAAGAAAAAGUGAGAAUUAAAUGUCGGGAAGCAGUAAAAAAAAUUGCCAUAUACAAAGAAAGAUUGGCUGUGCAAGUUGCAGACAAGAUUGUAAUCUACGAGCAGUAUACAGGUGAUAUAUGCAAUCUAUCAGCUCGGGCCACUACAUCUGUCCCUGACGAUCUCAACAUUCAUCUAUCAGACAUUGUCUCUUCUUGA